Molecule: messenger RNA, 1341 nt
Organism: Micromonas pusilla CCMP1545
Lineage: Eukaryota; Viridiplantae; Chlorophyta; Mamiellophyceae; Mamiellales; Mamiellaceae
Exons: 1
Coding region: 1-1341 (446 amino acids)
Source: RefSeq, a predicted model, not a curated record
AUGGGUGAAAAACUUUUGUAUAGAACGCACUUGAGAGAGCAGAUGACCGGAACGACCCGCGCGACCUUUCGAGCGCGCCUGGCACAUUCGCGAGGCGGUGUUGGGAGGCGGACGCAGCGCGUCGUCGCGCCACACCGUCGCGCGCGGCGCCUCGGCGAGAUGGGCGGCGGCGAGAAGACCCGCGAUGAGCAGUGGAUAUCGUUCAAAGGAAAGACGCGACGGUCGAUCAAGAAGGAGCUGUCGUACGUGGCGCCGGCGAGCCCGACGAUGCGCGUGGCAUCUGACGUCGACGCGACGUCAUCGCGUUUCGACGACAAUGAUGUCGACGUCGACGACCUUCUCGAACGCGGCGCGCGGCGUCGCGCGGCGGCGGACUCGCGCGACGACGACGACGACGACGACGACACGUCGUCGUCGGCGUCGUCCCACCUGACGCGCGGGGGCGAGGAGGACGACGACGACGCGGACGCGCGGUCGCCGCCGUCGUCGCCGCGCGCGUCGAGACCGCCGGGGCCGCUUCCGCGGUUCGUCCGCGACGCGGAGACGGGCGAUAUCGUCCGCGUUAACCUCCGUCUGAACGUCAAAGGCGACGUGUGCCACGAGUGCGUCGGAUGCUUCACGACGGUCGGGUUAGACCCGAUCGACGACGAGACGCGCGCGGUGAUGACGCGCGCGGGAUUCACCGCGAGCGAGAUCGAGGAGCACCUCGAGCGGCCGCUGCGGAAGGUGUUCGACACGGGGUGCCUCGCCGCGCGGUACGGCGCGUGUUGCUCGUCGAAGCAGGUGCGCGACGACUCGCGACCGCGUCCCGUGCGACGUCGAACGUCGUCGUCUCUUGAGGGAUUUCUUCUCCCGUCGUUCACUCUCAUUCGCUCUCUCGCUCUCGUCGCGCGCGUGCGUCGGCGACCGACGCGCCUUCCGGUGACCGCUCACUCUUCCUUCCUCCCUCCCUCCCUCCCUCCCUCAAAUUUCUCCCUCCGCCAGCGCGCCGGGUGCGGUCCGUGUUACGCCUUCUUUCCGCUCUACCUCACGAUGGUCAUGGUCCCGCCCUUACAAGCGCUCGCGCGGUGCGCGAUGCGCGAGAUCGACGCCGACUUGCGCGCGUGGCAGACGCGCGCGAACGCCGCGCUGUUGCAUCGCGGCUUCGCCGUGAAAACUCUCGGCGUCCGCGCGGCGGAUGCGGACGGUCCGUUCGGCCUCGAGGAGGAGUCCUACGUCGCCGUGGCGCUGACGAGGGAGGAGGGGAAGAGGCUGGGGAGGACGCCGCACGUCGCGCUGACGAGGGAGGACGACGGGCCGUGUUAUGGGCCGAAGUGGAGCGAGUAUUGCUUGCUGUUGUGA